CUUCACAAAUCUAAAUCUCAAAAAAGCACCAAUUUUUAUUCUCUUUCUUCCUCAUUUCACUCUCUAACAAAGCCAAAGCCAAACAUGGGUUCUGUUUCACUGAAACUUGGAGAUGGAACAGCAAGAUUCAAGCGUUCAACACUCUGUUCAUCUGCUGUCAACAUUCUCAUGCUUUUUUCUGUUCUCGCCACCAAUCUUUUCGCUUUAUACGUGUUCACUUACUCACCAAAACACCACACAAUCACCCCAUUUCACCACAAGAACAUCACUUUAAUCUCCCAACAUGUCUCUUUAAUCAUAAAACAAAUCGAUUCAUCUCAAAAAAAGCUUGCUCGAAUUGAAAACCAACUCCUUGGUUACCAAACACUUAAUGUUUCAAGACCCAACCUUGCAAAUGAACUCAAAUUGUUCUUACAACACCACCAGCUUCCAUUAGGGAAAGAUUCAAGGACAGGGAUAACUGAAAUGGUGGCUUCAGUAGGACAUUCAUGUGAGAAAUCAGCCGAUUUGUUGUCUCAAUACAUGACAUACAAGGUUUCUGGUCCUUGUCCUGAUGAUUGGAGUCUUGCACAGAAGCUAAUUUUAAGAGGGUGUGAACCAUUACCAAGAAGAAGAUGCUUUGCCAAGACCGUUCCAAAGGUAGGCCUUUCAACUUGGUCUGGUCUUGGUUGUAAGAACAUCAAAUGUUUGAAUAAAAAACCGAAUGGUUUUGCCUUUGAUAGACAAAAAUAUGUUAAAGCUACAAGCAAGAAUGAUUUCCUUAUUGAUGAUGUGUUAGCUAUGGGGAAUAAUGGGAUUAGAAUAGGUUUUGAUAUUGGAAAAGGGUCUAAAACAGGCACUUUUGCUGCUUUAAUGGCUGAAAAAAAUGUGACAAUAAUCACCAAUACACUCAAUGUUGAUGCACCAUAUAGUGAUUUCAUUGCUGCAAGAGGUCUUUUCCCUUUGUUUUUUAGUUUGGACCAUAGGUUUCCUUUCUAUGACAAUGUGUUUGAUUUGAUCCAUGUUACAAGUGGUUUAGAUGUUGGAACCAAACCAGAGAAACUGGAGUUCUUGAUGUUUGAUACAGACAGGAUCUUGAGAGUUGGUGGUUUGUUUUGGUUAGACAAUAUUCAUUGUGGUGAUGAUGAAAAAAAGAGGACUUUGACUCGUUUGACAGAAAAGUUUGGGUAUAAGAAGCUGAAAUGGGUUGUGGGACAGAAAAUGGAUGGUGCUGUUGGGUCUGGAAAACAUGAAGUUUAACUUUCUGCUGUUUUACAAAAGCCAAUGAGAAUCUAAUUGAGGUAAGAAUAUAUAAAAUAUAUAUACAGAAUUUUUGGGGUUUUUUGUUUUUUGGUCUUAAAUAUAUGAAAUUUAUUCUAUAAAUUGGAAUAAAAUGCCUGAAAUUGUUGCCUUUUAUGUAAUCUAAAGCCUUUUUUUUUUGGUGC
Molecule: messenger RNA, 1424 nt
Organism: Gossypium arboreum
Lineage: Eukaryota; Viridiplantae; Streptophyta; Magnoliopsida; Malvales; Malvaceae
Product: probable methyltransferase At1g29790
Exons: 1
Coding region: 85-1239 (384 amino acids)
Source: RefSeq, a predicted model, not a curated record